GAGGGGGCGGGCCCUGCGCGGAGUCCAUGUGGGCGCCGGCGCGGGGCAGCGCGGGGUCGUUAUGGCGGAGGUUCAGCAAGUACGGGUGCAGGAGGCCGUGGACUCUAUGGUGAAGAGUCUGGAGAGAGAGAAUAUCCGGAAGAUGCAGGGCCUCAUGUUCCGGUGCAGCGCCAACUGCUGUGAAGACAGCCAGGCGUCCAUGCAGCAGGUACACCAGUGCAUUGAACGCUGCCAUGCACCUUUGGCUCAAGCUCAGGCUCUGGUGACCCUCGAGUUGGAGAAGUUCCAGGACCGCCUGGCCCGGUGCACCAUGCAUUGCAACGACAAAGCCAAAGAUUCAAUAGAUGCAGGGAGUAAGGAGCUCCACGUGAAGCAGCAGCUGGACAGUUGUGUGACUAAGUGUGUUGAUGACCACAUGCACCUCAUCCCAACUAUGACCAAGAAGAUGAAGGAGUCUCUCAUAUCCAUUGGGAAAUAAAAGUCUUUGCGAGAGGCCAUUGGGGCUGAGGACAAGAGUCUGUUUUAAAAAGGAAAGGGAAUUUUAGUCUUUUAAGCAAAAUCUAUGAAUGAAGAAAUUAAGGAUGGCAAUGGGUUUAAGGCAUAUGUCACUUGCCUCUGGACAUUGGUUCCUUUGUUUCAAACCUGAAAAGUGAAAUGGAAAAAAUUGGU
Molecule: messenger RNA, 669 nt
Organism: Otolemur garnettii (small-eared galago)
Lineage: Eukaryota; Metazoa; Chordata; Mammalia; Primates; Galagidae
Gene: TIMCC
Product: family with sequence similarity 136 member A
Exons: 3
Coding region: 62-478 (138 amino acids)
Cellular component (GO): cytoplasm
Source: RefSeq, a predicted model, not a curated record